AUGGUGGCGUCUUUGCCGUCAUUACUUUGUUGGAAGCAUUGCCUUGGAGUCAAGUCUGGUGUUGGAAGCAUCUGCUUGGUGGUGGUGUGGUGGAUCUGGAGCGGGCAGCGUCUUGGUGAGCAUGGAGCAUUGGUGGUGAGUCCGUUUGGAGUGGAUCGUCGGUCGACGGUCGCCAUGGUUGGAGAGUGGCAACCACAAAACGGCCAAGUGCAUGAUGAGAUCGACCUCAGCAUCCCAGUCGAUGACAAAGACUUGAUCUGGAGCAACACGGGCACGAUGAAUGAUGAUGAAGAUGUUGCUACCGCGGAUGAAGGUAUUACUGAUGCCGGGAGUGCUAGUCACAUGAGGAAGAGGGGCAGGCAUGCAAACCGCCAAAUUCAGGAACUUGAAGCUAUGUUCCAGCAAUGUCCCCACCCCGAUGAGAAUCUACGUAUCGCCCUCAGCAAGAAGGUGUGCAUGGAUCCUCUUCGGGUCAAGUUCUGGUUCCAGAAUCGACGCAAUGCAAAGAAGAACCAGAAUGAGCGUCAACAGAACAUGGUGCUCCGGACGGAGAACAUUAUGCUAGAAGAAGAGAAUCGAGCCAUGAAGGCCGCAAUACUGAAGAAGACCUGCCCCACAUGCAAAGGCCCGAUGGUGUUCUUUAGGCCGCUGACCCCGGAGCUGCGGCGCCUACACAUGGAGAACGCGAGGCUUAAGGCCGAACUCCUCCACAGGACGGCCUACCUCCACGGUGUCUCUGCUGGAACUGCAGGCUCGUCACGGAUUCUCUGCGAUCUCAACGUCGACCCCGUCAUGCCGCUUCCGCUACGCCAGGACGAUCUCAUGGCGGACACCAUGGGUCACUGUGCUCCCGGCGGCUGCGCAUCCGCCGCCGGCGGCCCGGAGCACGCCGCGCUUGAGAGGCACGUCCUCGCUGCACUCCGCGAGCUCAUGAUGCUGAUGAAGCAGGGCGAGCCAAUGUGGCAGCCGGCAGCCCUGGGCGGCGAGGUGCUCGACCACCAGCUGUAUCGUGCGACCACGCUCCCAGGCUUACUCGAGCUUCCCCCGCCGGGGUUCACGGCGAAUGGCACUCGGGACACUGGCUUGGUUAUGUGCACUGGAGCCGACCUUGUCCGCAUCUUCAUGGACGAGAACUGUUGGUCUGAGACGUUCCCCGAUAUCGUGGCAAGUGUUUCCGCCGACAACAUCGGCCACGGUUGUAUCUGCCAAGGGGGAGUGAUACUGAUGAAGGCAGGCCUUCGGGUGCUGUCGCCAGGGGUGUCGAGUUGCGAUGUGAAGUUCGUGAGGCAAUGCCAGAUGAUAGAGCAAGGCGUUUGGGCCGUGGUGGACGUGUCUCUUGAUGCCAAUGGCACAUCUGAGCUCAGAGCAUGGAACACUGGCCUACCGGGGGCCUGCCGGGUGCUGCCAAGUGGGUGUCUUAUCAAGGACAUGAACAAUGGCUACUGCAAGGUGGCAAUGAUCGUGAACGCGGAGUACGACAAGGGCUUCAUGCGGCCGCCGCUCCACCCGCUGCUGAGCUCAGGGCACACUUUCAGCGCACGCCGCUGGCUGACAUCGCUCCAGAGGAGGUGCGAAUUCCUUGCGCAGCGCUUGAGCCCCGCCUAUGGCAUCAGCAGGGCAGGUGGUGCUAUAACGCCCGAGGGGCGAAACAACGUCCUGGAGCUGGCACGGAGGAUGACGGAGAGCUUCUAUGUAGCCAUCUCUGCGCCCAGGGGCGAGGCGUGGCGCAAGGUCGCCGACUCGCGCGGCAGCUGCGGAGUCGGCGGCGAGUCCUUCCAGCUGGCCAUGCACGUGGUGACUCCGCUCGCUGCACCUGGAGAGCAGGCGGCCGGGCCCGUGCUGUGCGCUACCACGACGGUGUGGCUCCCCGAGAUACCGCCGCAGCGCGUGUUCGACUACAUCUGCGACGUGGAGCGCCGUGGCGAGUGGGACGUGCUUGCCGAGGGCGCACGCGUGCAGGAGGACGCUUCCCUUGCCACGGCCCAGUUCCCUCUUACCGGCGUCUCCAUCCUUCGCCCCACUGUAAUGGGUCGUGGUCGUGGUGGAAGCAGCUGCAACAAGAAGCUCAUCCUGCAGCAGGCUUGCGGCGACGCGCCGUGCAUGGUGGUGGCGUACGCUCCGAUUGACACGGCAGACCUGAAGGACGUGAUGCAUGGGGGCAGACGUGCCUCUCUCUCCCUGCUGCCCUCCGGGUUCUCCAUCCUUCCUGACGGCGUCGGCGACAUACAGACGGAUCCGCUUGAUGCCAACCCCUCCGCGGUCGACCCCAUAGACCACCAGAGGAGCUGCGGAUCUCUCGUCUCUGUCCUGCGGCAGACUCACCUGAUUGGAGGGAACCUCACCGCACAGACCGUCGACAACUUCGGGAAUAAUGUCUCCGGUUCCAUCAUGAAGAUCAAGGAUGCGGUCCAUGCCAAGAGGGUUAUGACCGUCUGA
Molecule: messenger RNA, 2436 nt
Organism: Triticum turgidum subsp. durum (durum wheat)
Lineage: Eukaryota; Viridiplantae; Streptophyta; Magnoliopsida; Poales; Poaceae
Source: the annotation of a GenBank genome assembly